AUAGAGAAUUAAUGAGAAAGAAAAUUAUUCGACCAUUUUCUUUUAGUUAGACUAUUUUGUAAACUGCAAUGGCUCUAGCUCGUACAUCUCUCCUAAAAGCUUGGCGACCAGUAAUAGCAGUCAGUCAAGUCAGAAUGGCAGGUGAAUACGGAUCUGGAUCCGGAAGUGGUGGUGGAACUGGAGGAUCUAUCCGUGAUGCUGGAGGUGCCUUUGGUAAAAUGGAAGCUGCACACGAGGAACAGUAUUUCAGGCAAUUGCAAGCGGAACAGCUCAAAGCACUAAAGAAACAUCAUGACGAGGAAAUCGAGGCACACGAGAGAGAGAUCCGCAGACACGAAGAAGCAAUUCAUAGGCUAAAGAAACGAAAGGGAGAAAUUGACCAUAGCAGCGAUAGUGAUUAAUUGAAAUUGUUGUUAUCCAGUUGUAUAUGACAAGAUGUGUGAAGCAUAAUGUAUUGCAAGAUGAUAUUUUCUCAGAUAUUAAGAGCAUUUUGCUUCAGAAUAAAUCCUAAGGUCAGUAUUUCAUUCAGAAACCAAUGGUGAGAUACACUGAUCUUAAAGAGAUUUUCGAACUUUGUAAAGGUUUGGUUCAUGCCAGCCCAUCCAACUUAUAAGGUGAAGAUUUUAUUUUAUCAAUUCUGUCACAAAUCAAUCUGAAAUUAGUUUUAGUAUUAGAUACUCUUUAUUAUUUUUGUGUAAAAUGAUCUUGAUUGCCUUAAAUUACAUUGUAUGCUCAAAGCACAGUCCACUUUUAUUAGUCCAUAUGUGUAGGAGUACUUAAAAGUAGAAAUGUAUAACAUUGCAACUACACUUGGAAUCCCAAUGUACACAUCAACAUCUUGUGUUUUCCCCUCUGAAGAAACUACUGAAUUUUCUGUCAUUGAAAGUUUGCUCUUAUUUGGCAUUAUAUAUAUAUGCUUACCAUGUGCCAUGAAUACCAGGAUUUAAGGUGUGAUGCAUUUAUCUGUGUUAAUUAUUCAGAUGUAAUAUUAAUAAAAA
Molecule: messenger RNA, 998 nt
Organism: Lytechinus variegatus (green sea urchin)
Lineage: Eukaryota; Metazoa; Echinodermata; Echinoidea; Temnopleuroida; Toxopneustidae
Product: ATPase inhibitor A, mitochondrial-like
Exons: 4
Coding region: 69-401 (110 amino acids)
Biological process (GO): negative regulation of ATP-dependent activity
Cellular component (GO): mitochondrion
Molecular function (GO): ATPase inhibitor activity
Source: RefSeq, a predicted model, not a curated record